Molecule: messenger RNA, 5741 nt
Organism: Boleophthalmus pectinirostris (great blue-spotted mudskipper)
Lineage: Eukaryota; Metazoa; Chordata; Actinopteri; Gobiiformes; Gobiidae
Gene: ephb4a
Product: eph receptor B4a
Exons: 17
Coding region: 836-3793 (985 amino acids)
Biological process (GO): central nervous system projection neuron axonogenesis; cell surface receptor protein tyrosine kinase signaling pathway; axon guidance
Cellular component (GO): neuron projection; plasma membrane
Molecular function (GO): transmembrane-ephrin receptor activity; protein binding; ATP binding
Source: RefSeq, a predicted model, not a curated record
CAUUACUGUAGAGAGCCGUGCGAGCCGCUCCAGCUUACAACUUUUGCCGUGCGCCGUGCGUCCUCUUCGCGGACUUUUACGCACACCUGGCCAGACAUUCCGCCUCAAUUUGGAGCAAAUUUUGCGUGAAAAAACGGGCCGAGCUGGACCUGUCGCACACAUCCACAACAGCAGUAGCAGAUUGGGGUGGUUGUGCGUCCAUGCUGCCCAACAGUCUGGUGAGUACAGCCGCACCAUGAUAAGACUUUGGAUGAUUGUUUGCGAGGCGUGACAAGGCGACGUGGGAGAAGAAAAGAAGAGGCUGAUAAUGAAGCUUAUCUGAGCUACUAAAAGGCAUGCAAGAGGUGCCCUACCUGCGGAUCCAGUGCAGAGCCCCCGCGACGAGUUUAGCUGAGGGGCAGAGAUUGGGGAGAAGUCGUGUGGACAAAGAGCUGAUUUAAUCUGGGGAUAGCCUACUACAAGUUUGGACCAUGCUUUCCUUGUGCUGACAGAGGACUCGGUUGGACUAACACUAAGGGACUCUUGUGUUGUUUUAUCGGUCACACACAAAGACGAAGUUGGCCACGCACAAGUUUGUAGUAACAACACCACGCUCGUUUACGGGGCCCGCUGUUAAACGUGCUCCGUAUCUAACAUCGAUCUACCGUGUAACAUUACCAACGUGCACUUAGCCUGCUGAGAGUGUCCUGUGUUGCUGCGGUGUUUUGAUCACAGGCUCUCCAGAACUUUAAAUGCGGACUGGUUUGCGGUCAGAGAGUGCACAGCCGAGUUGCCCGUGCCUCUGGCCAUUUCAUUUAAGCAUAAAGUUUGCGUUUUGUCUCUUUGCUAAACCGCUAUGGAGCUGACGCACAGAGGCGUUUUCUUGUUGUGGUGCAUGGUCUUGGACUGGACUCUUCGGAUCUUUGCAGAGGAGGAGGUCCUGAUGAACACCAAGUCAGAGACGUCUGAUCUGAGAUGGACCAUCUUUUCACGUGCCAAGCCUGAGUGGGAGGAAGUAAGUGGUCUGGAUGAAGAAAAUAACAGUGUGAGGACUUAUGAGAUCUGUCAGAUGGACAGCUCAUCGAGCCAAUGGCUGCGCAGCGGCUUCAUCCAGCGCAGAGGAGCGUCUCAGGUGUAUGUGGAGCUGACAUUCACCAUGAUGGAGUGCUCCUCGCGGGGAACGCACCACCGCAGCUGCAAAGAAACCUUUAACCUCUACUAUUACGAGGCUGACACUAAUGAAGCCACUGCCACUUACCCGCCCUGGAUGGAGAAUCCAUACGUCAAGGUGGACACAGUGGCUGCAGACUUUCUCCUGAAAAAGGGAGGGGCACGGAAGUCCAAUGUGAAGACUGUAAGACUGGGCUCCUUGUCCAAGAGGGGAUUUUACUUGGCGUUCCAGGCACAGGGGGCUUGCAUGGCUCUGCUCUCUGUCAGGGUGUUCUUUAAAAAGUGCCCUCCUCUGGUCAGCAGCCUCUCUUCCUUCCCCGAGACCGUCCCUCGAACCCUGGUCCAGGAGGCGCAGGGCGUCUGUGUGGAGCACGCCUCUCUACAGGGGCCCAGACCCCACCCCCCAAAGCUCUUCUGUGGGGAGGACGGCCAGUGGGUGGGCCAGCCAGCCACAUCCUGCGCCUGUCUGCCCGGCUUUGAACCAUCCGAGGGCGGCACUAGAUGCACAGCCUGUCCUGUGGGUCAGUUCAAAUCUGGGACUGAGGGCCAGUGCACAGGCUGCCCCGGCUCCAGCUACACCACCAUCAGGGGCUCAUCCGAGUGCACCUGUCGCCCUGGGUUUCUACGGGCAGAAACAGACUCUCCUGAUGCACCAUGCACUGUGCCUCCUUCUGCUCCUCGCAGCAUCGUCCCAAAGAUCAACAACACGAGUCUGACCCUGGAGUGGAACGAGCCGCUGGAGAGCGGCGGCCGCUCGGACCUGACCUACUCUGUGCGCUGCUCAGUGUGCCGCUCGUCCAAAGGGCCAUGCCUUCUCUGUGGAGACAGCGUCAGCUACAGGCCUGCCCAGCGUGGGCUGGUGGGCCGUAGGGUGGAGGUCUGGGGUCUGCUGCCCCACACCACAUACACCUUUACCAUUGUAGCACUGAACGGCGUGUCACAGCUCAGUGGCACAGAACCUGCCAGUGAGAGUGUCAACAUCACCACGAGUCACGAUGUGCCGGCACUGGUGUCUGUGAUCCGAAAGAGUAACUCGACUGAAAGCAGCCUGACGCUGCACUGGACUGUGCCUGUGCAGCCACACAACACCAUUCUACAAUACCAGCUCCGCUACUGUGAGAGGGAGCGCCGUAGCGAGGAUCAGUGCUACUACACAGAGAGCAGCAGAAACCAGGCUGUGCUCACGGACCUGCGCAGGGCCACUCAGUAUGAAGUGCAGGUCAGGGCGCGGACCAUGGCUGGAUACGGCAGCUUCAGCCCCACUGCCAUUUUCCGCACUCUCCCUGAUGGACUUGACUCUCCCUCUCAGCUCGUUGUGACUGGCAUCCUUAUCGCGGUUGGGCUGCUGUUGCUCAUCGCCUUCGUCUUUGUGGCAGUCUACUGUAUACGCAGACACGGCAGAAUAAAGGAUCCUGAACUGGGCGACAAAACCAGCCAGUACCUCGUGGGCCAAGGGGUCAAGGUUUAUAUCGACCCCUUCACCUAUGAGGACCCAAAUGAGGCGGUGCGAGAAUUUGCCAAGGAAAUCGAUGUUUCCUUUGUCAAGAUUGAAGAGGUCAUUGGUGCUGGAGAGUUUGGGGAGGUGUGCCGCGGACGUCUAAAGAUUCCCGGAAAAAAGGAAAAUUAUGUCGCCAUAAAGACACUGAAGGGAGGUUACACAGAGAAGCAGAGGCGGGACUUCCUGUCUGAGGCGUCAAUCAUGGGACAGUUCCAGCACCCCAAUAUCAUUCACCUGGAGGGCAUCAUCACGGCCAGCUGCCCUGUCAUGAUCAUCACUGAGUUCAUGGAGAACGGGGCGCUGGACUCAUUUCUGCGGCUGAACGACAGCCAGUUCACUCCCAUCCAGCUGGUGGGGAUGCUGCGUGGCAUCGCCUCCGGCAUGAAGUACUUGGCAGAGAUGAGCUAUGUCCAUCGAGACCUCGCCGCCCGCAACAUCCUGAUCAACAGCAACCUGGUGUGCAAGGUGUCCGACUUCGGUUUGUCACGCUUUCUGCAGGAGAACUCCUCAGACCCAACCUACACCAGCUCACUGGGAGGUAAGAUUCCCAUCCGCUGGACCGCACCAGAAGCUAUCGCCUUCAGAAAGUUCACCUCUGCCUCAGACGUAUGGAGCUAUGGCAUCGUCAUGUGGGAGGUCAUGUCCUUUGGGGAGCGGCCAUACUGGGACAUGAGUAACCAGGAUGUAAUAAAUGCCAUAGAGCAGGACUACCGUCUGCCCCCUCCCCCUGACUGCCCCACACACCUGCACCAGCUCAUGUUGGACUGCUGGCAGAAAGACCGCUCUGCACGUCCACGCUUCUCCGAUCUGGUCAGCGCUUUGGACAAACUCAUCCGCAACCCAGCAUCACUCAAAAUAGUUGCCCAAGAAGCUGCAGGGCCAGCAUACCCCCUGCUCGACCAGCGUGCGCCUCUCGCCCCCUCGUCCUGCUCCUCGGUCGGAGAGUGGCUCAGGGCGAUCAAGAUGGAGCGCUACGAGGACAGUUUCCUCCAGGCGGGUGUCACCUCCGUGGACCAACUGGCCCAGAUCAGCACACAAGACUUACUGCACAUGGGGGUGACUUUGGCCGGCCAUCAGCGGAAGAUCCUGUGCAGCAUCCAGACUAUGACUUUUCGAAACAAGAGCACUACCACAGUCACCUUCUAGUCCCAGCGCAGCUCACCUGUCUCCCAACUCGGACACCAACACUGGCACACAGGUGCAGUGUAGCGAAAGCCCACUCAAUCAUCUCCACUGACCCACUUUGAGCAUGGACUCCGGGAGAGAUUGAUCGAGUUUACUAAUGACCAGAAAAAACACACAAAAUGAAUACGGAUGACUUUCCCGUCAGCUCGGGGAGUUGUCUGCGGACCAGAGCGUCCCUGGAGGAGCGACUGGGAUGAAACCGUGCGGACUGCCAGCUUUUUUACAGACAUUUUGUAUCUUCCUGAGGCUUAGGAUUCAAUAAAUGUGUAAAACAAAGAGAGAGGAGACAGAAUUUAUAGUGUUUGUAUUUUAUCAUGUCACAUUGUCUCAAAAGAGAACUAACUACUUUUGCCAAAGGAGACAAAAAGCAAAUGGAGGAUCUCUGUUUUAUGUUUUGUGCUAUAAUUGUAAGGACUUUGCUCAUGUCUCAUUUGAAUCAAGCUAAACAUUUGGACUGUUUUGAUCAUCUCCAUUACCUCGUUUACUCAGGUGUGAUUUUGGAGACCACUGUAUUAGUCAUUAGCGACUCUUCCUUAGAGCUGCUCUCCUCAUCCUCCCAGCAGCAGCGGCAGCAGCAGCAGCAACAGUGUGGGUAGAGGAGACAGACUAAAACGUUUAGCACUUUUGGUGAACUGUAGUCUUGGGUUGCUCCACUUGUUUCGCUUGGUUUGUGGUUGGGUAUUUCCACUGCCGGUUGUUUCUGUUGGCAGCUUUUAACUCUGAUUGAAGGACCAAGUGGACACACACAGAGACCAGAGAACACUGUAGUAUUUCUCUGUUUUCCUAUUCUGUACUUAAUCUCCAUCUUCCAGUGCCAGUCGGUCAUGUACUUGCCAAUUUUACGAGUGAUUAGAUUUGUCUGAUUUGAAUGUACUAUUGGGGAUACUUUGACAUUUUAAUUUAUUCUGGUUCCAUGCUUUAGAUGCACACACAGUUAAUAAACAUUUGUAAACCAUUAGGAAUAGCAUAGCGGCAAACAUGCUAGCCGCCAGUAUCCAGUGGUUUCCGAGAGGAAUGCAAACAGUGCUGGACUCCUAUUUGAUUAGUAGCACAGACCCACGAUUCUUCACUUUAUUACAAGUGCUUGUUGCUGAAGAAUAACAGGCUGCAGUUCAAAAUGUCAAAGUAUUGCUCUAAGACUUUGCAUCUCUUAAGGAUAAUACCAGCCUUUUUGACAUUUAGGUGCUGUAUAAUUUGCUCACUCUAGUGUAACAGGAAAAAUAGUAAUGUCUAACACACCGAGUUUAAUCUGUUUCAUAGUGCAACAGAUCCGCACCAGACAGCGCUUUCCUUCCAACUAAUUUAUGUAAACGAUUAUUACACUUUAAUAUAAAGCUUUAUCUCCUUUACAAAAAUGUCUAAGGUAGAAGUGUAUUUGUAUUUUUCUAAUAUACAAAAAGCCACAACAAUGUAACAAAUAACUUAAUAUUAAUAUUUUUUAAAAUCAUUUCAUUGUGUAUUCUCUCGGGUUUUCUGCCUUUCUGCCACUGUUCAGAGAUUUUAAAAGGGGUUUAUUGGCACACUGGUAAAGCUAAAUAUAUGCCCCUAAUAAUGUUGAUAAGGGUAAAUUGUAAUUUGUGUAUGUCUGUUAGCUUUGUGCCUUACUGGCUAUUGUCCAUUGUGCAUCCAAAGGCACAUAGCAGCUGGUUCAUGCUUUAGACCAGCUACAAAUAAAUUAAUAACUUUUGUCAAAAAGAUUUCCCACAACAUUUAUUUCCUGUACUGUAUAAUUUAUGCCUUAGACAAAAAUCCUGGUGUUAUCAUCCAAUGCCAUAUAAGGGAAAACUGAAGCUAAAUGUGGUCUUCAUAUUGAAGACCUCAAUACAAUAGCAUUGAAUGGAAAACUAGACAAAGUAUGUUUUGAAUACCAUCUUGUGUGUAGACAACUGUGUACUCAGUAUUCAUAAUA